UAUCAUUUUUAUGAACCUCCCGAUACGUUGAGCAGCGAUGUUACUGUGAAGUCUACUAUUUCUAAAACAAGUUUGCCUCGUUCAACGAUGGUGCUUGAUGCCACGACACUUUCAAAUUUACGAAUUACUGGAGAAGAGCACUCACUUUAUGCAACUUUGGAUAACUGCUGUACAAAAUUCGGCAAACGCUUGCUUCAUUAUUGGCUUUGCGCACCUAGUUGCGAUCUAAAUACAAUUUUAGAACGUCAAAAUGCUAUAACAGAUUUGAUGGAUCAUCCUGAGCUCUUGCAGGAGCUUCGCGCGUUAUUAACUCCGAUGCCAGAUUUUGAGCGACAUUUGGCCCAAGUACAUCUUUUUGGCAAUAAAACAAUAAUGCAAAAGCAUCCAGACGGACGUGCUAUUUUGUUUGAAGAAAAAUUGUAUAACAAAAAAAAAAUUCAGAAUUUCAUUUCAAUACUCAAAGGUUUUGAAAUAUUAACUCAAAUUCCCGACAUGUUGAAAGAUUGUUCCUCUGUUUUGAUUAAACGUAUCACUCAAACGUCUGACAAUGGCGGAAUAUUUCCCAAGAUGCAUGAAUUACUUCAAUUUUUUAAUAACGCUUUUAACCAUGAGGAAGCUGCAAAAACUGGAGUUGUUGCUCCUGAGAAGGGUGUAGACUCCGAUUAUGAUGAAUGCGAAGCUAAAAUUAAAGAUAUCAAUCAAUCUUUACAAGAUUAUCUUAAAGAACAAGAAAAAUUUUUCGGAUGUCGUUUGGCUUACUUUGGCACAGACAAAAAACGAUUCCAGUUGGAAGUUCCUGAGAGCAACGCUCGUAAGGCGGGUAAAGUCUAUCAAUUAGAGGGGCAAAAGAAAGGAAACAAACCAUGCAGACGUUUUUCUACAAAUGAAACAAGGGCAUUUCUCAAGCAAAUGCAGAAUGCUGAAAUGGAACGUGAUAAUAUACUUAAAGAUCUCGCACGUCGUAUUUUCGAAAAGUUUUCAAAUAAUUAUUCCGUUUGGAAAUUGUGCACGGAAUGCAUUUCAAAUCUAGAUGUUCUCAGCUCUUUAGCAGAGUACGCACGUCAGCAAAAUGUAUUGUGUAUUCCAGAAUUUAUUCAACCUGAGGAUAAUAACUGUCAACCAUUCGUGGAUAUAGAAGAGGGUUAUCAUCCAUGCGUAUCUUCUGAUACUUACAUACCAAAUGGUAUUGUACUUGGUUCUCCUAAUGUUGCGCCAUUGUCCAUUUUAACCGGUCCUAAUAUGGGUGGUAAAAGCACUUUGAUGAGGCAAGUUGGACUACUUGCCGUAAUGGCACAAAUUGGUUCACAUGUACCAGCUCAGAAGUACAGACUUUCCCUAGUAGAUAGAAUUUUUACGCGUUUAGGUGCUCAGGAUGAUAUGUUGUCGGGACAGAGUACUUUUCUUGUUGAAUUAAAUGAAACAUCUUUAAUAUUAAAACACGCCACUGUACAUAGUUUGGUACUUUUGGAUGAAUUGGGUCGUGGCACUGCCACUUAUGAUGGUACUGCUAUAGCAGUUUCAGUUGUUAAUUAUCUGGCAGAUAUUAAAUGCCGCACACUAUUCUCAACGCAUUAUCAUAAUUUAAUUGAUUUCUUUCAAAAAGAUCAAAGAAUUACUCUUGGGCAUAUGGCAUGUAUGGUGGAAAAUGAAGAUGAUGAUGAUCCUACACAGGAAACUGUUACAUUUUUAUAUAAAUACUCACCUGGUGCUUGUCCAACAUCAUACGGAUUUAAUGCUGCAAAGUUGGCAGGUAUGCCAACGCCAAUUAUCAAGAGAGCAUAUCAGCUCUCGAAGAAAGUAGAGGCUAUAGCUUUAAAACGAAAAAUUACUGCUAAGAUUCUGACUUCCGCUGGCGGAGGUUUGUCUGCUGUUACUGACAUACAAAAUUUACUAAGACAAUUCAAAAAAUGCAAUGUUUGAAUUAAAUAGUUUUUGUUGUCAUCUCAAUUAAAAUCUACAAUUAAUGGUUAUUAAAUGCUGAAAUGUUAAAU
This is a messenger RNA of Teleopsis dalmanni, 1991 nucleotides long. RefSeq names its product probable DNA mismatch repair protein Msh6. The record is from RefSeq and is a predicted model, not a curated record. Gene Ontology annotation, cellular component: MutSalpha complex; nucleus. The annotation marks the transcript as partial. The transcript is spliced from 8 exons. Gene Ontology annotation, biological process: mismatch repair. Gene Ontology annotation, molecular function: mismatched DNA binding; ATP-dependent DNA damage sensor activity; ATP binding. NCBI's taxonomy places the organism in Eukaryota, Metazoa, Arthropoda, Insecta, Diptera, Diopsidae.